AUGCGUAGCAACCAGGUGCUAGGGGACCUUCGGGCUGCUGCUGACGACGAUUUCUCGAAUGAAGUUCUUCAGACAAAGUUGCCAGAGACUCCUGCAUCUCUGCAUCCAGCGGAUUUAACCGAUGCUGCGCCUCUCUUGUGCCUUGAAUUGAAGGCCUUGCAGUGUGUCCGUAGCCUUUCUGACUCACCGGACAAUUUUAGACCCAGUACCAGCGAGGUUCGUGCGUUCAACCAUCAACAAACCGGGCAAAGCUGGAUUGUAGACCCAGCUGAGGGAGAGGCACGACGAAACUCCAAACGCUUUCACACCUCGGCGGUGGACGAAUUGGACGACUUGGAAGUCCAAGGUUUUGGUUCCGAUCGUGAGGAAGGCUCCGAUGAGGAAAAGCAGGUGGAAGAGUACAAGGUCACUGUGACUCUGGCCGACGGCAAAGACUCCUCAGACUCCAGCGAUGGUGCGACCAAGCUCCCGCUGACCAUGGCCAAGUUGGAGACCUUGACCGAUAGGCGAUCCGAUGGCGAAGACUCGUCCGAACUGCCUCAAUUGGUGCGGUCUCAAAGUGUGCAGAGCUUGACCAGCAAUCUCUAUGCCUUGGCAGAGGAGCUGCAUGCCAGAAAGGCAGAGGUGGUCAGCAGUCCCUGCAGAAUUUUCACUGACCAGGAUCUCAAAAAGGAUACCAGUGGAGAAUUUGCUUCGCUGGUCCAGAGUGUCCUGAACAUGGAUCUUGAGCGUGUACAAGAACUUUCAGACACAGGUGUGUCUGUGAACAUGGCUCUACGGGAGGAAGGCAAAGGUACCGUACACUUCUCCACCUUGCUCCAUACAGUCUGUGACCUGCCCCGACACCCUGAUGAAGAAGCCCGGAGCCGGUGCGUGCGAAUCAUUGAGAUUCUGAUUUCGGCGAAGGCCAAUAUCAACCCUCGCAACUCCAAAGGUUCAACGCCUCUCAUGUGCGCAUGUCGUCAGAAGAACAUUGAGGUGGUGAAGCUGUUGAUUAGCCACAGUGCACGUGUCCACCCCUGCGACGAGCGUGGUCACAGUUGCUUGAACUGGGCUGCUGCUUUGCGUGAAGAGGAGCUCCCGCUACAAAGUAGCAGCCCUCGAGAGCUGCAGCCAGAUGAUGAAGAGCGGAGUUCAUAUUUGGUUGAGCUUCUUAUGGUGGCAACUGUUCAAGAGCAAAAAGAGAGAACCAGAAAGGAAAAAGCUGCAGCGGUAUCACAUCCAACGAAGCGGAGAACGAGCCUUGCCCUUGGAGAGAUGAAGGAGGCCAGCCAACAGGAGCAGCUGGUGGCGUACAGCGAAGCUUUGAAGAUUAUUGAGCCAAAGUCCUUUCCACCUUUGCGAAUGGCCGUCAUGCAGCAAAAUGUUUCUGCUGCUUUGGUGAUGAUGGCUUGUGGUGCUGCCCCGAUAUGGCUUCACGAUGCCGUUCGGGUGGGAUCGUUGGAUCUGGUCCGUGCACUGCUUCAUUUCGAUGCUGAUCCAGCAAAGCAGGACACCAGCGGUGCAAGUUCCAUCGACACUGCUGUUCAGCUUGGUAGCCCUAUGGAAAUCGUCGAGAUGCUCAGGCAAAAUGUGCACAAGACUCGUAGAGUAUCUGAAAGCAACAUUAUUCCUAGAAGAAUAAGUGUAGCAUCUGCGAUUUCCAUCAGGUCUCUGUUCAAAGAGCCACGAUCGCCCAGCAGUCGAGAGGCGUUCCUUGCACGAGAGCAGUCAGUGAACGGAGUGUUGUGCAAAGUGGAACAGAACGGAAAACGUGCUUUGGGACACAAAACUGAGAAAAAGUAUGAAAAAGGCAUCCUUAUUGCCUUCAAGUGUGCUACCUUCGUGGUUUUGUUCAUGGCUCUGUAUCUGCCAGACAUCUACGUGAUCACAGAUUCCGACUACUUGAGCUUAGAUGUCCUCCUCACGCUCAUUUUCAUAUUCUUCUCAACAGACUGCGCCAUUCAGGUGAUCGGGUUUGGAAAGGCUUACAUUUGCUCCUUUUUCUUCAUCAUGGACGUGAUUGGUACAUUGUCUCUGCUUGUGGAAUUCUCGGCUGUGAAGACACAGAUGCAAGCGAAUAACUUGACUCAGAACUCCGUGGUGAUGCGUGCUACAAGAGCUGCCAAAAUUGGUGCACGCGCAGGGCGAUUGACACGGCUGGUGAAACUGAUGAGAUUCCUCCCGUUCCUCCGGAAGCGCAAGCAAGUCGCUGAGGAGAGCACGGCCAAGGUCAUCAGCUCGAGGCUUAUCUCCAGGGUUUCCUCCGUGGUGGCAUGCCUCAUCAUUUUCUCAGUCCAGGUGCUUCCUUUACCGGGGACCCUGUCAAUGCCUGCGCAGGACUUUUCCAUUCAGAUGUGGACCGAGCACCUUAGAAGAUCGCUGGAGGAUGGGGACGAUGCUGUGGCUGUGAACGAUUUGGUGUCUGAAUUUCGAGCAUUCUACCAUGCCAAAACUUCAUACCAGCCAUACUCCUUCAUGAACGGCACCCAGGUUCUUUGGCAACGGCGUGGUCCAGCUUUGGCAGAUCGAAGCAUGAGGAUCCAAUAUGGGAAUGCCAUCGUGCAUUUCGAUUUCAGCCAUCAAGUGCACCUGGAAGCUGGCAUGAACAUGAUUGUGAUUACUUUGACAAUCUUCUUGAUGGUGACUUUCUCACUUUUGAUCUCCAGAGCCGUGUCGAAGCAUGCGCUAACACCUUUGGAAAUUCUGCUGCUGAAAGUCAGGAAGAUCGGGCGACUGAUCUGGCUGCAGGUAGAGUCGCUUCAAUCCCACUUCAGCCAUGGAAACACCAAGAGCGCAAACAAUGAAUUUGC
Molecule: messenger RNA, 2792 nt
Organism: Cladocopium goreaui
Lineage: Eukaryota; Dinophyceae; Suessiales; Symbiodiniaceae
Source: the annotation of a GenBank genome assembly